AUGCUAAAACAGUUGUCGCUUUGUCUUUCUGGAACUGCAGUGAGAUUAAGUCCCGGAAUCAGGGCAAGAGUUCUUCAACUUGGUGGCAUAAAGAAAGUUUUCAGGGAAUUCCUCGGUGUGGAAGAUGGAGAAAACUUAAUGGGGUCUUGCCAACGUUAUUUUUCGACUUCAGCCGGUCCUAUUGCGGGCCUCCUCUUUUUCUCCACUGAAAAAGUUGCAUUUUGGAGUGAGAGAUCUCUAAAAGUGGAUUCUUCAGGUGGGGAAUCAACCAAGACCCAUUACAAGGUGAAGGUACCGAUAAGUAAGAUUAAGGCAGUUACCGAACAGAAUGCGGAGAGGCCGUCGCAGAAAUACAUAAACAUUGUUACGGUGGAUGAAUUGGAUCUCUGGUUCAUGGGAUUCUUUAAUUACAAGAAAGCUCUAAAGCAUCUUGGGAGGGCGAUUCAUCAGGAAUAGGUGCCUUUGAGUCCGGUCAUUUCUUUUUGGCCGAAACGUUGUAAAUCCGUUUGAGAUGACUGAAGAAGAGAGAACUUCUAGGAGAAACUCGGAAUGA
Molecule: messenger RNA, 553 nt
Organism: Syzygium oleosum
Lineage: Eukaryota; Viridiplantae; Streptophyta; Magnoliopsida; Myrtales; Myrtaceae
Product: GEM-like protein 4
Exons: 2
Coding region: 1-456 (151 amino acids)
Source: RefSeq, a predicted model, not a curated record